Molecule: messenger RNA, 2502 nt
Organism: Seminavis robusta
Lineage: Eukaryota; Bacillariophyta; Bacillariophyceae; Naviculales; Naviculaceae
Source: the annotation of a GenBank genome assembly
AUGGGCAAGAAAGGCGGCAAUAAAGGAGGAGGUGAAGGCGUGGCAGUCAAUAAAACCUCCAAGUUUUCUGUAUUCGAUGUUCCCGGUGUCACCCAACCGGAUUUGAGCAAGGAAUCUUCUGCAUCCCAAAAGCAGACCAAGGAUGGAGCCCAGGGUCGGCGGGCCAAAGCGUCGUCGGGUCCUCGCAUGGAUGCUGAAGGAGGAAAGCAUAUUGGAGGUGAUUCCUUUCUGAAACGUACGCCCAACCCUGAGUGGCUCGGGGACCGUGUGUCCGUCUACGACAAAAUCAAGGAGCGCAGACAAGGAGAACUCGCCAACAAAAAGGCAGUGGAUAUCUCGGUCACCAUGCCAGAUGGAAAGGUCUUGACACAAGAUAAGAGUGGACAAAACUUUCAGGCCUGGAAAACCACACCAUAUGAUGUAGGCGUGGCGAUCAGUCAGGGUUUGGCCGAUGCCGUAUCUGUGGCCCGUGUCACUUAUGCUUCUUUUGUUGACGAUUACAACGCUUCUGAAGAUGGCAUGGAAGGAGAGGACACUCUCAUGGACGCCAUGGCAGAUGCAGGAGUGGAGCAAGAUAGUGCUUCCGAAAAGACAAUGCUAUGGGAUUUGCAACGUCCCCUAGUAGGACCUGUCUCCAAGUUGGAGCUGCUCAAGUUUGAAGACGAUAAAGACGCCAAGACUGUGUUCUGGCACUCAUCGGCGCAUAUGUUGGGAGAGGCAUUGGAGCAUUCCUUUGGAUCCAAACUCACUAUCGGGCCUCCUCUGGCCGGUGGAUUCUACUAUGACUCCUACAUGGGAUCAGAUGCUUUGCGCGAUGAUGAUUACAAGACGAUAGAGACCGAAGUCAACAAAAUUAUCAAGAAAAAACAAAAGUUCGAGCGGAUGGUUAUUACCAAGGAAGAGGGAUUGGAGCUUUUUGCGGACAAUCCAUUCAAGGUCGAAAUUCUAUCGACCAAGGUAGCUGAUGGAUCACGUACCACUGUGUACCGUUGUGGAGACUUGAUUGAUUUGUGUCGCGGUCCACAUCUCGUUCAUACGGGCAAAGUCAAGGCAUUUGCCGCUACCCGUCAUUCGGCCACAAACUGGCUCGGAGAUACCGACAACGACAGUUUACAGCGCAUGUACGGAAUUAGUUUCCCUGACAAGAAAAUGCUCAAAGUCUGGAAAGAAAACCAAGAAAAGGCUAAAGAACGAGACCAUCGCAGAAUCAUGGCGAAGCAGGAGUUGGUCAUGUUCCACGACUUGUCGGCUGGUUCUGCCUUCUGGCUUCCACACGGAACCCGAAUCUACAACAGGCUGAUCCAGUUCAUCAAGGAUUUCUACUGGGACCGCGGCUACGACGAGAUCAUCACUCCCAACGUGUUCAAUCUCGAUUUGUGGCACAAGUCAGGCCACGCCAUGCACUAUAAAGAUGCCAUGUUUUGCUUUGAUGUCGAGGGGCAGGAAUGGGCCAUGAAGCCGAUGAAUUGUCCUGGACACUGUCUGGUCUUUGGAAGUGCCAUUCGAUCGUAUCGUGACUUGCCGCUUCGUCUUGCUGACUUUGGAGUGCUUCAUCGCAACGAACUGUCGGGUGCUCUCACAGGGUUGACACGUGUUCGGCGCUUCCAGCAAGACGAUGCUCACAUUUAUUGUCGCGAGGACCAAAUCGGAGUUGAAGUACUUGCUGCGCUAAACUUCAUGAAAGACGUGUAUGAUAUCUUCGGCAUGACCUACAAACUCGAGCUGUCCACACGACCGAAGAAAGCCCUUGGUGACCUGGAGCUAUGGGAACGUGCUGAGGCGGCGCUUGCAUCAGCUAUGGAUGAGUUCUCUGGAAAGGGUAGCUGGCGCGUCAACCCGGGCGAUGGUGCCUUUUACGGUCCCAAGAUCGAUAUCAAAGUAAUGGAUGCGAUGGAUCGAAUUCACCAGUGUGCCACCGUUCAAUUGGACUUCCAGCUUCCCAUCCGUUUCGAUCUCCAAUACACCACUCAAAGCAAAGAGGAAGGAAAACAAUUUGCCAGGCCGGUGAUGAUCCACCGUGCAAUGCUGGGUAGUGUGGAACGGAUGUUUGCUGUCUUGUGCGAACAUUAUGGAGGAAAGUGGCCAUUGUGGUUGAGUCCGCGGCAAGUGAUGUUGAUUCCUGUCCACGCGGAUUUCCAGAGCUACUGUGUUGAAGUACGAGACAAGCUCCAUGCGAAAGGAUUCUACGUCGACGUCGAUCUCUCGAAAAACACAUUCCAGAAGAAGGUCCGAAAUGCACAAGUGGCGCAAUACAACUUCCAGUUUGUCAUUGGAAAGAAUGAGAUCGAAAACGGAACCGUCAACAUUAGGACAAGAGAAAAUGUGGUUGAAGGUGAGAUGAAAGUUGACGAAAUGAUUGAGCACUUGGAAAAAUUGAGGAAGGAAUUCAAGUAGCCAGGACACUGGUGUAACAGUAACAGAAUAAUUAGUUGCAUAGGCACCUUCGGUAGAAAGUAGCUGGCCCGUACGCACCACUAUUGCCUUUGAGUCCAGAAGGAAGAU